AUGUCACUUCCAGAUAAAGUUGAACUUGCCAUUCGUCACAUUGAAAGAGAAUUCCACAUUGAUGACGACUAUCUCGUCAAAGCUUCACAGCAUUUCCUUCAAGCUAUGGAUGCAGGUUUAAAAGCGCCCAAGCAAUCAAGAGAAAACAUGCCAAUGAUUCCUGCACACGUGUCCAAAAUCCCCACUGGUAAAGAAACUGGAUUGUUUUUAGCUGCCGAUUUGGGAGGUACCAAUUUCCGAGUAUGUUCAAUUGACUUGAAAGGAGACCACACUUUUGAAUUGAAACAAAGCAAAUAUAGAAUUCCCCCUGAAUUGAUGAAGUGUAAAAAGGCCGAUGACUUGUUUAAAUAUUUGGCAUCUAAAAUUGAAACUUUUCUUGAAGAACAUCACAACACUGCCAAAGUCAAAUCUUCAGACGCAUUGAAGUUGGGUUUCACUUUCUCGUUCCCCGUAGAUCAAACUGCGUUGGGCCAUGGUACUUUGAUCAGAUGGACUAAAGGGUUUGAUAUCCCUGAUGCGGUGGAUAGAGAUGUGGUUGAUUUGUUGCAAGCCAAUUUGACCGUUUUAGAAGUCAAUGUCAAAGUUGUUGCAUUGGCCAACGAUACAGUGGGAACAUUGUUAUCCAGAGCUUAUCAAAAUAACCCCGCUGUGACCAACUCAAACACUGUGAUUGGUUGUAUAUUUGGAACUGGUACCAAUGGUGCUUACUAUGAAACCAUUGCAAACAUUCCCAAAUUGACUAACCCUCCAAAAGAUGCACAAGGAAUGGUUAUCAACACCGAAUGGGGAUCUUUUGACAACACUUUGAAGAUUUUACCAAAUACACUUUUUGAUGAAAUUGUUGACAAGGAGACUGCCAACAAAGGUUAUCACUUGUUUGAAAAGAGAAUCAGCGGAAUGUUUCUUGGUGAAAUUCUCAGGGUUGCAUUGAUUGAAUUGUUUGAAAGAGGACUCAUUUUCCAAGAAUUGUACAAGGAAAGAGGUGGAAGUUUACCUCACAGAAUCACUGAGCCUUGGCUUUUGGAUGCCGAAGUGUUGUCGUAUAUUCAAAUUGACGAUUCAACCGACUUGAAAAUGUCAGGUUUGAUUUUGCAAAAUGUAUUACGAUUGCCAACAACUUUACAUGAACGAAUUGUAAUUCAAAGAAUUACCAGGGCAAUAUCGAGCAGAGCUGCUAAAUUGUCAGCUAUUCCAUUGGCAACGAUUGUGCGUAGAGUCAAAGACCAAUACAAGGAUGAUAACAAAGAUUUCGAAGUUGGUUGUGAUGGAUCGGUUGUUGAAUUUUACCCUGGUUUCAAAGACGCUAUAUUGAAGGCUAUUGAAGUCAUAAAUCCAUUGGAAGGAACAAGCAAGAAAGUUUAUUUGAGAAUUGCCAAAGACGGUUCCGGUGUUGGGGCUGCAUUGUGUGCAGCAAUGGCCUAG
Lodderomyces theae is the source of this 1422-nucleotide messenger RNA. It is a transcript of the gene GLK1, whose product is annotated as glucokinase. Lineage: Eukaryota; Fungi; Ascomycota; Pichiomycetes; Serinales; Debaryomycetaceae. The record is from RefSeq and is a predicted model, not a curated record. Gene Ontology annotation, cellular component: mitochondrion; cytosol. The transcript has a single exon. Gene Ontology annotation, molecular function: D-glucose binding; mannokinase activity; glucokinase activity. The coding region runs from base 1 to 1422 and encodes 473 amino acids. Gene Ontology annotation, biological process: intracellular glucose homeostasis; glucose 6-phosphate metabolic process; glycolytic process.